AUGGGUGAUGUUGAGAAAGGCAAGAAGAUUUUUAUUAUGAAGUAUUCCCAGUGCCACACUAUUGAAAAGGGAGGCAAGCACAAGACUGGGCCAAAUCUCCAUGGUCUCUUCGGGAGGAAGACAGGUCAGGCCCCUGGAUACUCUUACACAGCCGCCAAUAAGAACAAAGGCAUCACCUGGGGAGAGGAUACACUGAUGGAAUAUUUGGAGAAUCCCAAGAAGUACAUCCCUGGAACAAAAAUGAUCUUUGUCGGCAUUAAGAAGAAGGAAGAAAGGGCAGACUUGAUAGCUUAUCUCAAAAAAGCUACUAAUGAGUAAUAAUUGGCCACUGCCUUAUUUAUUACAAAACAAAUGUCUCGUGACUUUUUUAUGUGUACCAUACUUUAAUAGAUCUCAUACACCAGAAUUCAGAUCAUGA
Molecule: messenger RNA, 418 nt
Organism: Piliocolobus tephrosceles (Ugandan red Colobus)
Lineage: Eukaryota; Metazoa; Chordata; Mammalia; Primates; Cercopithecidae
Product: cytochrome c-like
Exons: 1
Coding region: 1-318 (105 amino acids)
Molecular function (GO): electron transfer activity; heme binding
Source: RefSeq, a predicted model, not a curated record